Molecule: messenger RNA, 1590 nt
Organism: Nicotiana tabacum (common tobacco)
Lineage: Eukaryota; Viridiplantae; Streptophyta; Magnoliopsida; Solanales; Solanaceae
Source: RefSeq, a predicted model, not a curated record
AAACAAUUCUACUAGAAAUUAAAAUUCUAUCUUACACCAAAACAAAUAUGGAAAAUUUGAAGAAUGAAUGCCAUGUUCUUCUUGUAACAUUUCCAGGACAAGGUCAUAUAAAUCCAUCUCUUCAAUUUUCUAAACGUUUAGUUAACUUAGGAGUGAAAGUCACUUUUUCCACAAGCCUAACAGCUUUCAAUCGCAUAAACAAUCUCCCAACUAUAGAAGGAUUAACCUUUGCUCCUUUCUCUGAUGGCUAUGAUGGAAAAUUUAAAGGAUCAGUAGAUGAGUUGCAUUCAUUUUAUUCUUCUUUGAUUAGUCACGGAUCCGAAUUCGUGACCAGACUCGUUACAUUCAGGACGGCCGAGGGCCGCCCUUUCACGCGUAUUAUUUACACGACCCUUAUGGCUUGGGUAGGUUUAGUGGCCAAGAACAUUAAUGUCCCGUCCACACUUUUUUGGAUCCAACCAGCUACAGUUUUCGAUAUUUAUUAUUAUUGUUUCACCGAUUAUAAUAACAACAUACCCAGUAUAUUUUUACAAGUGGGAUCUAAUUAUGUUGAUUAUUUCAAGAAUUGUUCUCAAGAUCAAGUUGUAGAGCUUCCAGGAUUGCCUCAGCUUAGUCGUCGCGAUUUUCCUUCGUUUGUGUUCAUUGACGUGAAUUCUAGUUAUGGUUGGGGAGUUAAAUCUAUCAUAGAUCAAAUUGAGCUAUUGAAUAAUGAAGAAAAUCCAAGAAUACUUGUGAAUACUUUUGAUGCUUUGGAACCUAAUGCUUUGAGGGUUUUGAAAAAUUUAACAAUGGUUGGAAUUGGCCCUUCAAUUCCUUCGGCUUUUCUUGAUGGAAAAGAUCCGUCUGAUAAUUCAUUUGGAGCUGAUUUGAGACGAAGUUCGGAAAAUUACAUGGAGUGGUUGGAUACAAGGACUAAAGAGUCAGUUAUUUACAUAGCAUUUGGUAGCUAUUCUGAGAUAUCAAGUCAAUUGAUGGAAGAAAUAGCUCAAGGAUUAGUAAAAUGUGGAAGACCAUUUUUGUGGGUGAUUAGGGAAGGAAAAGAAGGGGAAAAUCUAGGGGGGAAAUUGAGUUGUAAAGAGGAAUUGGAAAAGAAGGGGAAAAUAGUGUCUUGGUGUUCACAAGUGGAAGUUUUACAACACCCUUCUUUGGGUUGUUUCUUGACACAUUGUGGAUGGAAUUCGACUUUAGAAAGCUUAUCUUCUGGAAUCCCAGUCGUGGCAUGUCCGUUGUGGACAGAUCAAGGUUGUAACGCUAAGCUCAUUCAAGAUGUUUGGAAGACUGGCGUCAGAGUGAAUGCCAAUGAAGAAGGUCUCGUCGAAAGAGAUGAGUUUAAGCGGUGUAUAGAAAUCGUGAUGGAAGGAGAGAAAAGGGAGGAGCUUAGAGGGAAUGCCAAGAAAUGGAAGGAUUUAGCUAAGGAAGCUAUGAAUGAAAAUGGUUCAUCUAAUGUAAAUCUCAAGGCUUAUGUUAAUGAGAUUUUACUCGGUCAUUGUUAAAAUUAAAAAUAAUAAUUGAGAGUCGUUAUUGUAAUCCUCCGCCUAUGUUAUAGUACAUGUUAUGCAUACUUGAAUGUUGAUUCUUGACUAUGUUUAA